Molecule: messenger RNA, 1371 nt
Organism: Gossypium arboreum
Lineage: Eukaryota; Viridiplantae; Streptophyta; Magnoliopsida; Malvales; Malvaceae
Product: plasmodesmata-located protein 1-like
Exons: 3
Coding region: 244-1155 (303 amino acids)
Biological process (GO): transport of virus in multicellular host; plasmodesmata-mediated intercellular transport
Cellular component (GO): plasmodesma
Source: RefSeq, a predicted model, not a curated record
GCCAUUUCGAUCACCCGAUAGAAAAUAUUUCGGAUACUUCUCUCAGGAUAAAUAUCCCUCAACAAUAAUCAUAAUCAACUCUAGUUAAAUUUGGACUUAAUUAACUCAGACGGAAACUUUGCUGAUAACACCAUGUAUAUAUAUAUAGUCUCUGCUAAACACAUCUAGAAAGCCCUAUAGAAACCCCUGUUCAAAGCAUACUUUUUUUAUGUUUGUCAAAAUAAAACAAUCCAGUUCUCUGAAAUGGGUUUACCCAGAAAGUCCCUCUCUUUGCUCUUUGUUUCAUUGUUUUCAGUCACAAUCUUUAGUGGUGGGUCUUUUACUUUCUUUACCAUAGCUGCAGAUGAUACCAACUUGGUCUUUAAGGGCUGUGCAAACCAGAAAUUUCAAGACCCAUCAGGGGUUUACUUACAGAACCUCAAAAACCUUAUGUCAACUUUGGUUUCACAGUCAUCACAGAAAACAUUCUCCACCACAAGCUCUGGUGAGGAUCCAUAUGCAAUCAUGGGUCUUUACCAAUGCAGGGGAGACCUCACACCAAGCCAGUGUUACACCUGCGUGAGCAAGAUCCCAGAAAUGAGUGAUAAACUUUGUGGUUCAGCUGUUGCUGCCAGGGUUCAGCUGACUGGAUGUUACCUAAAGUACGAAGUUGUUGGGUUCAAACAGGUUCCAGGGACUGAGUUUUUGUACAAGGUUUGUGGGUCAUCUCGGGCAGGAGGGACUGAGUUUGAGAGCAGGAGAGACGCCGCUUUCAACAUGGCGGAAAAUGGUGUAAAAAGUGGCGAUGGUGGUAGUGGGAGCAGCUUGUUUUACACCGGAACUUAUCAGUCUGUUUAUGUUUUGGGGCAGUGUGAAGGUGAUUUGGCUGCAAGUGAUUGUGGGAAUUGUGUGAAAACUGCUUUCGAGACUGCUAAAGAUGAUUGUGGUGACUCAGUUUCAGGACAGGUUUACUUGCACAAGUGUUAUAUUAGUUAUAGCUACUAUUCUAAUGGUGUUCCAACCAUAUCCUCACCUUCAGGGGCAGGGACAGGGACAAGGCAACAUGCUCAGAGGACAGUGGCAAUCGCAGUAGGAGGAGUGGCAGCUUUGGGGUUCAUUAUCGUUUGUCUCAUGUUUCUCAAAUCAGUGUUUAAGAAACGGAGGAGUAAAUCUUAAGGGUAUUGAGAGAGACAAAGCUGGGAGUGUGAGAAUUUCAUGGAAAAAUAUGAAGCUUCCCCACAAAUAAAUACUAACCUUUUUAACUUUCAAAUAUAAGGGAUAGGAUUAUUCAAAGACUGAAUCAGUCUUUUGUCACUCCACGUAUGUGUAUAUAUGUACAUAUGUAGAUAUAACAUGAGUAAUACAAUUUUACAAUCUUGUUAAUUUUGCAAA